Lucilia cuprina (Australian sheep blowfly) is the source of this 4383-nucleotide messenger RNA. RefSeq lists its product as uncharacterized. Lineage: Eukaryota; Metazoa; Arthropoda; Insecta; Diptera; Calliphoridae. The record is from RefSeq and is a predicted model, not a curated record. The transcript is spliced from 2 exons. The coding region runs from base 281 to 1198 and encodes 305 amino acids.
CAACUUCAUGCCUGAGUAGAAGUGUUUUUUUCUGCAGCUGAUCAUUUGCUAAUAAAAUUAACUUAAUUUCUGGCUAAAGAUAAAUUAAGUAGUACUUUUUGCAUUUAUUUAUUUAAAAAUUUGAGUGCUUUUUUAUUAUUAAAUACAAUUAUUUAAAUUGUACUGUUGUUCACUGGUUAAUAAGUGGAAGUGUACUGGUGCUGUUUGUUGCUGCUUGCUGUUGUUCAUUUGCUUUGUUGCCAAAUUUACUUUUGUUUAUUUACAACAACUAAAAUAUAAAAUGUCGCCUCCAACUAAAACUUUUAAAUGUGGAUCCUGCAAUGAUAACAUUAACAAGAACCAAACUAGCAUUCAAUGUAAAGAAUGUGCCCUGUGGUUUCACAUUACAUGCGCCAAAAUUCCUGAAAAGGUUCUUUCAGCUUUGAAGGAUAGCAGGUUAUCUUUUACUUGUACCUCUUGUAAUAAUGAUCCUCGGUCUGGAUUUGAGACUAUGUUGAGAAAUGAAAUUAGCUCACUUAAUUGCAAAAUAGAUGAUUUUAUAAACAAGGUUGAUAGUGAACAGACAUCGAUUAAAAAUGCGUUGGCGGAUACUGUUGCUUCCUUGAAAUCAGAGAUUGCUUCUUGCCUUAAGGAAAUGAAGAGUGAAAUUGUGGAUUGCAAUAAGCUAAUAAACAAUGUCGAGAUAUCAACUUCCAACAAAAUUACAGCGUUAGAGGAGGAAAAUAAUUGUCUGCAUAGAAGACUUAACCGUACUAACAUUAUAGUUACUGGUUUGCCUGCCGGUAUAGAUGAUCUGAUGCCUGUUAUUAUGAAAUUAGGAACAAUAUUUGAUGUUCCAAUUUGCACAUAUGACUUACAAUAUAUUUGCUAUAUGAAUAACAGGAAGUCUAUUUUGGUGAAAUUCAAUAGUAUCUUUGUUCGGGAUAAAAUAAUGAGUCAAUAUUUUAAAACUCGGUCUUUGAAGGUUCGUGAUUUUGUGGAUGGAGAUGUUGAUUUAAGAGUCUAUUUGAAUGACCACUACUCUCCUGCUGCUAGCAGACUUAAUAUGAUUUGCAAAAAGCUGCUUCGUAAAGACCUAAUUAAAAAGUUCCGAAUAAUGAAUAGUGACAGAUUGAGAGUUAAAUUAACAUUACCGGAUGAUUCUGAGGUGGUCUAUAGUCCUUCUCAAUGUGCUGAUUUGCUGGAUGAUGGCCGUUAGUAUUUUAAAUUUAUAUCUUGUUUUUUUAUAAUGAUGCCUUAUAACCUAACAGCUGGUCCUCAACUCAGUGUAAAUUCUUACUUUAAAACUGCUUUGCAACAUCAUUUAGGUAAUUUUAAUGCUGCCCAUUUGAAUUGUCAGAGUAUUAAGCCUUCUGCAAAUUGUUCCAAGUUUGAUGAGUUAAAUGCUCUAUUGACUGAUGGUUUUUUUGAUGUUUUUGCUGUUACUGAAACGUGGUUAAAACCAUACAUAACAUGUCGUGCGGUUGAAAUUCCUGGAUUCAAUAUUUGUAGAAAUGAUAGAUUGAAUUCUAGAGGUGGUGGAGUUGCGCUAUAUAUUUCCAGUGGAAUUAAGUAUAGAAAAGUGUUUAAAACUUCAGAACUUGGAAUAUGUGAGUCGUUAUUUGUUGAAUUGUACCUUAACAAUACAGUAUUUCUAUUUGGAGUUGUUUACUUACCACAUGGUGAUAUCUGUUCUUUUGAAUAUUUUCAUCAUGACCUUUUUUUGAGUUAUAAUAAUAUCAUUAUUGUGGGGGAUUAUAACUGCAAUUUGUUUGAUACUGUGAAAUCUAAUUAUAUGAGAUCUUUGUGCUUUAGACUUAAUUUGGCUAUUGUUCAUAAUUCAAAACCAACACACUAUGAUAUUGCUCAUGGAUCAACAUCACUUAUUGACUAUUGGUUGGUUAGUGAUUUUUCUAUGGUAUGUCUCUCAGACCAAAUUCGUUGUCCAUCUAUAUCGCACCAUGAAUUUCUGUUUGCGUCUUUUGUGAUGAAAAUUGAGAAAUCUAAGGAAUAUGUAGAAUUCCAUGAUUUUAAAUCAAUAGAAUGGGAUAAUUUACUUGGUCUCCUAUCUAACUUUGACUGUUCUCAUUUUUACAGUGGUGAUGUUGAUGACCAAUGUUAUAGCCUUACUUCUCUAUUAAACUUACUUUUUUCUUGUGUUCCGGUAGUUAAAAAGAGAAUUUGUCGUAAAAACAUAAAUUGGAUGAAAUGUAAAGAAAUUCUAUUUGCCCAAAGUCUUAGGGACCUUGCGUAUAGAGCCUAUUUGUCUGAUCGCUCAGAUAGUAACUGGAGAGUUUUCUGUAAGCUUCGGAAUAAGGCCAAGAAUGUUAUUCGUAGAGUAAAGAGGUUACAUUUUUCUAAAGUUUUUUGGGGCUUGAUUCAUCUGCUCUUUGGACGGUUCUUAGGGGUGCUGGCUGUGUUGGGAUUGAUUCAAUGACAUAUGAAGGUGAUAUUAAUGAAUUAAAUGAUUUCUUUGUUUCGGGUAACAGUACAAAUUCCAAUAUUAACUUAACGAACUUUGAUAAUUCGAUUGAUUCUUUUUCAUUUCAUUGUAUUGAUGAGAUGGAACUAAUAGAAGCGUUGAACAAAGUUAAAUCUAAUUCGGUUGGUACUGACAAUAUUUCUAUUAGAUUUGUUAAAUUAGUUUAUCCUUAUAUAUCUAAUUAUAUACUUCACUUGAUUAACUCUAUUUUAACAACUUCUACUUUUCCUAAAUGUUGGAAAAUGGCGAGGGUUGUACCUUUACCUAAGUCUGUGGUAGUUCAUGGACCGGAAGAUUUUAGGCCUAUAUCUAUUCUUCCAGCAUUAUCUAAAGUUGUUGAACACGUUAUCCGAAAUCAAAUGCUCGAAUCAGUUUUGAAUUGUAUCUAUGUGAAACAAUAUGCAUUUCGUAGUGGAUUUAGCACAACCUCUCUGCUUUUAAGUUUAACAGAUAAAAUCAGAAAUAAUGUGAAUAAUAAUGAGUUUAGUGUUCUAAUUUCCCUAGAUCUUUCCAAAGCGUUCAACAAUAUCAAUCAUUGUCAACUUAUUUAUAAGCUCCGGAAUGAGUUUAAUUUCUCAAAAUCAGCAUGUAAACUAAUUCUUUCAUAUCUUGAUGGCAGAUCUCAGUUUGUUCAAAUGAAUGGUGUUAGUUCAGGGUUACGUCAUCUUUUAUCUGGUGUCCCUCAGGGAUCAGUUUUGGGGCCUCUUUUGUUUAUUUUGUAUGUUAACAGUCUUCCUUCUUGUGUCAAUUCUAUGAUCUGUGAUUCUUUUCUUUUUGCUGAUGAUGUUUUUCUGCUGUUCAGAAGUGGUUUGGAUUUUAAGGAUGUGUUAAUAUCUAACAUAAACUUUUGCCUCAGAAGUAUUCUUGAGUGGACAUUGGAUAAUUCAUUGUGUAUUAACCCUAAUAAGACGAAAGCCAUUAUGUUUGGACCUACAAAUCGGUUUUUUGCUGAUUUGAAUAUUUUCUUGGGUGAUGUUAGAAUUGAUUUUGUUGACCAACUUAAAUGUCUUGGUGUCAUGUUGGAUUGCAAACUUUCAUUUGCUCAUCACAUUGACUUAUUAAGUUUUAGAGUUUUUGGUAUUUUGCGUAAAUUAUACUCCACGAAUUUGUAUUUACCAUCUAGGGUUAGAUAUAAAUUAGCUUAUGCCUUGUUGAUGUCUCAGAUACUAUAUGGUUUUGAGGUUAUCACUGGUACAAGUGCUAUGUAUUUAAAUAGAAUUAGACGUCUAAUUAAUGCUGUUGUACGUUUUGUAUACAAAUACGAAUUCGGGAACAUAUUUCAUCACAUGUUUUGCGUUUUCUUCAUUGUUCUUUUUAUGAUUUUGUAAACUUCCGUAAUAUGAUUUUCUUUUAUAGGGUUAUUAAAAACUGUAAACCACUUCCCUUGUACUGCUCUUUUAUGUUUACUCGGUCUAUAAGAAACCCUCAAAUAUUAAUUCCUAGGAUAUCUUCGUCUUUCAUGGAAAAAUCUUUUUUAGUUCGCAUUGCAAGGUGGUGGAAUGUUUUACCCUAUUAUUUACGCACUUUCUCCCAAUCUAAUAAUGUUUUUAAGCUAAAACUGUUACAAUUUUUUAAUUCUGGAAUUUAAUUUUUUCCUUAAUUACUAUUUAAAGGAAUUGGCUGCUGAGGGGACCAUUUUUUUAUCUCAAUGUUUUUAAAAUUGAUAUGGCUGGGGAGCCAAGUGAAGAAUAAAUUGAUAUGAGAAUCUGAAUAUUCUAUAGAAGGGACUUAAUAUAAGUAUUUCUAUUUUGAAUCUAAAUUUGUAUAUUUUAUUUAUAUAUUAUAGUAUUUAUAUAUAUAUAUGUAUAUAUUUUUUUUUUUUUUAUAUAUAUGAUCUCAGGCGUUAUGUGCUGUGUAAUAUUAAUAUUUUGGCCUUUGUAGGCUUUAUAUUACAAAUAAAUGAAAUAAAUAAAUAAAAUAAA